Messenger RNA from Tetrahymena thermophila SB210, 3429 nucleotides. Its product is annotated as nucleoporin, putative. Gene Ontology annotation, biological process: RNA export from nucleus; post-transcriptional tethering of RNA polymerase II gene DNA at nuclear periphery; protein import into nucleus. The record is from RefSeq and is a predicted model, not a curated record. The transcript is spliced from 5 exons. NCBI's taxonomy places the organism in Eukaryota, Ciliophora, Oligohymenophorea, Hymenostomatida, Tetrahymenidae. Gene Ontology annotation, cellular component: nuclear pore; nuclear pore cytoplasmic filaments. Gene Ontology annotation, molecular function: structural constituent of nuclear pore.
AAUUAAUAGCCCAGAAAAAAAUUAUAAAAAGAGGUUUCUAUUAACUUUAUAAAGCAAUUUAUAAUAAUAAAUUAAUAUAAGAUAUAAUAAAACUAAAAAAUUUACUAAUAAAUGUUCGGUAAUACAGGAGGAGGUGGACUAUUUGGAAAUACUUAGACUUAACAAACCGGAGGAGGACUUUUCGGUUAACCUUAAUAAACCUAAUUCGGUUAAACUGGUGCCACCGGUGGUGGUCUCUUUGGUGGUGCUACCAACACCUUUGGAGGUGGUGGCGGCGGAGGUUUAUUUGGUGGAAAUAAUAAUCAAUAAACCAACCCUACAGCUGGUGGUGGAAUAUUUGGUUAAGGUACCACUGGUCUUGGAGGAGCACCUGCUCAAACAGGAGGUGGUUUAUUUGGAGCACCAUAAAAUAAUCAAUAAGGAGGUGGAUUAUUUGGAGGUGGAACAACUACUGGAGGUGGCAUGUUUGGAAAUCAGGCUAAUACUCAAACAGGUGGUGGUGGUCUAUUUGGUGGACCAUCAUAACCUACAACCUAACCACCUGCAUUUAGUCUCAACAACCCAACAACUGGAGGAGGCGGAUUAUUUGGCUAACCUGCAAAUACUAUGGGUGGUAACAAUGGAGGAUUGUUUGGUGGCUAAACAAAUUCUUUUGGAGCAAAUAAUAAUAUGCUUGGAAAUAAUAAUAGACCAUAAGGUGCUGGAAUUUUUGGAGGAGCUACUACUACUGCUCCUACUGGAAAUACAGGAAUGUUUGGAGGUAUUGGAGCAAACAAUGGUGGUGGAGGCUUAUUCGGCAUGAAUAACACUAAUACUAAUCCCACAGGUGGUUUUGGUGCUACUAAUCCUACCGCUGGAGGUGGAGGCUUAUUUGGAGGCGGUGCUACUACUACUGGUGGUGGUGGAUUAUUCGGAGGUGGUAAUACUUAAGGUGGAGGCUUACUAGGAACUGCUAAUACAACUGCUGGUGGUCUUCUUGGUGGAGGAUUUAAUAUGAAUAAUAAUACAGGUGGUAUUUUAGGAUAAACUAAUAAUUAAUUUGGACUUGGUAGCUUUGGAACUAAUAAUAAUGCAGCAGCUGCACCCUUUUAACCUAAAGCCUCAGCAAAUGGUGUUCUCACUAAGCCUAAUGAAAAGAAUUUAUGCUAUGCUAUUUCAAAUGGAACUGAUUUUUGUAUAUUUGAAUUAGCUUUGACAUAAAGAAAACUAGUUAAGGCUGGAUAACUAAAACCUGGAGCUCAAUAAGCUGGUGGUAUGUUUGGUCAGCCUGCUUAAGGAGGUAAUGGUCUUUUUGGUGGCGGUGGUGCUGCUACUACAACUCCAUUUGGUGGUGCAUAAAAUGGUAAUCUAUUUGGAGGAUAAAACACUCAAGCAUAAGGAGGUGGUCUAUUUGGUGCUCCAGUAAACAAUGCUGCCACAGGAGCAGGUGGCGGAUUAUUUGGAGCAAAACCUGCAGCAACUACUACAGGAGGAGGACUGUUUGGAUAAAUGCCUGCAUAGACAGGAGGUUUCCUUGGUAAUACUGCUACUUAACCUGCCGGAGGUGGUUUAUUUGGAGGUGCUACAACAACUUAGGCUCCAGGUGGUGGUGGUGGUGGUGGACUCUUCGGAGGUAAUACUACUGCGGCUACUACUGGAGGUGGUUUAUUUGGAGGAAAUACUUAAACUGGAGGAGCUACAGGAGGAUUAUUUGGAGGAUAACAACCUAAUAACUAAGGAGGUUUAUUCUUGAAUACUGGAAAUGCUAAUAAUGCUAAUACUGGAGGUGGACUAUUUGGUGGAGCUACUACUACACCUGCUACUGGUGGUGGCUUGUUUGGAGGUUCUACUAAUACCUAACCUGGAUUGGCUACAGGUGGCGGUCUAUUUGGUAAUAAUUAAGGUGCUUCUUAACCUGCAGCUUAAGGUGGUCUAUUUGGAGGUGCUGCCCCCUAACAAAAUAGUUUAUUUGGAGGAGCUACUGCUGGAGGAUAAACCGGUGGCUUAUUUGGAGGAGCUACAGGAGCCACUCAACAAUAAGGAGGUGGCUUAUUUGGCUAAACAGCUUCUAAUCCUACUUAAGGAGGAGGUCUAUUUGGAGCAGCAAAUCCAGGUUUAGGAGGAGCUGCAGCAGGCACAUAAGUAGCUUAACCUGGACUCAAUGGAUUCUAAUCACUAAUUUAACUAUUAGAAUAAACAUAGAAUUAAAAUAAUGAUAAAUUUGCUUUAGAUGACGACACUGAAUAAAAUUGGGUCUAUGGAAAGUUAAGAGAUGGCUAUUAAGGGGGUAGUUUAGGCUACUUCUAAGGUGGAGAUAGCUACUCAUAAUCUGGCAAUAAAUUUAUCUAGCUUGAAUAAUAGAGUUUAUAUGGAUAUUAAAAAAAGAAAUAAGCUUACAAUUAAUUCAAGAACUUAGCUCAUCGUGAUGAAAAGGAAAAGAAAGACGAAAUGAAAAAACUUCUCUCGUCUUUCUCUUCCUCCUUUGUAGGAAUAGGUUCAGAGUAAAAAAAAUAAGUUAAUUUAUCAUCUUAAAGUUAAGCUUUACCAACUCGUCUACAACAACGUAAACUAUCAGGUUCCUCUGAAAUUUCUCAUGUCAGUGAAAAGUUAAAAUAGAUAGAAAAAAGUGAUCUUUGCAUCGAUUUCAUUAAAUCUAGAACAAGCAAUCGUAUCAGAAUACCUGUUAAACCUCGUUAUACUUUUGGAGAUGUCAAACAAAAAAUACUUAAUGAAUUAAUUAACGACAAUGAAAUAAAUGUAAGAAACUUCCGUCUUCAAGCUCGUCUGAAAGGGCCUAAUAAAGCCCCAAAACCAUUACGUGAUACUGAUCCUGUAUUCUAAAAUAAAAAUUUACCUUUUGAAAAUAUUGACUAUAUUGAAUUAGUUGAAAGAUCAGGUAAUAUAUCUAGUUUGAAUGCCACUCUAAAUAACAACAAUAACUCGUUUGUGCUAAAUAAUAUUCCAAAUGAUGAAAUAGAUGAUAGAAAUUCUCUUUAAAAUAACUCUAGACCUAUUGAUUAAAAACCUUUACUUAAAGCUAGAUCUCAACGUAUAAAUUUACCAUUUAGAUUCUCAUCCAUGCCUUCAGUUGACGAAAUGGAGAAGUUUACUGAAUAGCAGUUAUCCUAGGUUGAAAACUUUGUUUUAGAAAAUGAAUAUGCUAGAAUAGUAUUUUAGGAGCCUGUUAAUUUAUAUAACUUAGAUCUAUCUCAGUUAAUAUUCGAAGAAUCUAGGAUUUCUUUAGAGUAAGUUCCUGAAAGUGAUCGUUUAAAUAAAAAAUGCAUAAUUGAAUUCAAAAAAUUCGGUUUGAAACAGCUUAACUCAGGUAAAUCAAAAGAAGAAGUUAAAACAUAGGUUGAAAGGCUAGUCAAAAAGAAAAAUUUACAAUUAGUUAAGCCAUAUGAUGUAGAUAAUACUAAAUUGGUUUAUAUACAAGAUAAAUUUUAUUGA